AUGGCGUACAAUGGCCGUGAUCAGGAGUAUGGAGGACAUGCUUUGCAGGACCUUCCUGCUGGCGGAAGCCAGUAUCAUCUCCCCCCUCAAGAGAACGACGAGGAGCAGGGCCGCGGUCUCUUGAACUCGGGUUACGACCAAGAUCGACUUGGCGCCCGCACUCCCCCCGACCGCCCCGUCUCUGCUUACAGUCUCACUGAGUCCUAUGCCCCUGGAGCCUCGUCAACCAUGCCUGGCCAGGGACCUACUGGAUAUGGUGAUGGAGGCAGCUUUGGUCAGUUUGGUAACCUUGACGCUGCUGCCCCUUUCCCUCGCCCCGACUCUGCCUUCGACCCCGAAGACAGCUGGGUUGAGCGACAGCAGCAGCCUCAGAUGGGCGGUGGUCUUGGCCGCUCGAAAACCCGAAAGAUCAAGCUGGUUCAGGGUUCAGUUCUGAGCAUUGAUUACCCUGUUCCCAGUGCGAUCAAGAAUGCUGUCCAGCCCCAGUAUCGCGACGCAGAGAGUGGUACCGAAGAGUUCCAUAAGAUGCGAUAUACCGCUGCCACCUGUGAUCCCAACGACUUCACUCUCAAGAACGGUUACGAUUUGCGACCUCGCAUGUACAACCGACACACUGAGUUGCUGAUCGCCAUUACAUACUAUAACGAAGACAAGGUUCUUCUCGCACGAACACUGCAUCACACCAUGCAGAACAUCCGCGACAUCGUCAACCUGAAGAAGUCGACCUUCUGGAACAAGGGCGGUCCAGCUUGGCAGAAGAUCGUUGUAUGCUUGGUUUUCGAUGGUAUCGACAAGGCUGACAAGAACACCUUGGAUGUCCUUGCCACUGUCGGCGUGUACCAGGACGGUGUUAUCAAGAAGGAUGUCGACGGCAAGGAGACUGUUGCUCACAUCUUCGAAUACACCAGCCAGCUUUCCGUCACGCCCAACCAGCAGCUUAUUCGACCCACAAACGAAGGCACGCAGAACUUGCCACCAGUUCAGAUGAUCUUCUGUUUGAAGCAAAAGAACACCAAGAAGAUUAACUCGCAUCGGUGGUUGUUCAACGCCUUUGGCCGUAUCUUGAAUCCUGAGGUGUGUAUCCUGCUCGAUGCAGGUACCAAGCCUAGUCCCCGAUCUCUCCUUGCUCUUUGGGAGGGUUUCUACAACGAUAAGGACCUGGGAGGUGCUUGUGGUGAGAUUCAUGCUAUGUUAGGUAAGGGGGGCAAAAAGCUGUUCAACCCCCUCGUUGCCGUCCAGAACUUUGAGUACAAGAUCUCAAACAUUCUGGACAAGCCUCUUGAGUCUUCGUUUGGUUAUGUCUCUGUCUUGCCUGGUGCUUUCUCAGCCUACCGAUUCCGAGCCAUCAUGGGCCGCCCGCUAGAACAGUAUUUCCAUGGUGAUCAUACCUUGUCUAAGAUGCUUGGUAAGAAGGGUAUCGAUGGUAUGAACAUUUUCAAGAAGAACAUGUUCUUGGCCGAGGAUCGUAUUCUUUGUUUUGAGCUGGUCGCCAAGGCUGGCCAGAAGUGGCACUUGUCCUAUAUCAAGGCUGCCAAGGGUGAAACCGAUGUGCCCGAAGGUGCAGCUGAAUUCAUUAGUCAACGUCGACGAUGGCUCAACGGUUCAUUCGCUGCCACACUAUACUCACUGAUGCAUUUCGGACGAAUGUACAAGUCGGGUCAUAACAUCAUCCGCAUGUUCUUCCUCCACAUUCAACUCAUCUACACCACUCUCAACACUCUCUUCGCAUGGUUCUCUCUUGGUUCUUAUUGGCUUACAACAUCCGUUAUCAUGGAUCUCGUGGGUACCCCCAAGCCUGCGUCCGGUUACCACGCCUGGCCAUUCGGCGACACGGGUACACCUGUCGUCAAUGCCCUGCUUCAGUACCUCUACUUAGCCUUCGUCAUGCUCCAGUUCAUUCUGGCUCUUGGUAACAGGCCCAAGGGCUCCAAGUUCACAUACAUCGCUUCCUUCAUGGUCUUCAGUCUCAUUCAGGGUUACAUCUUGGUCCUCUCAGCCUACCUGGUUGUUCGUGCUUUUGACACGCCCAUUGGAGACCAGAUCUCUUUCGCCUCGACCGACGCUUUCCUCGACAGUUUCUUUGGCGGUUCAAGCGCUGGAGGUGUUAUUUUGGUCGCCCUUAUCACCAUCUAUGGUCUCAAUUUUGUUGCCUCGUUCAUGUACCUCGAUCCCUGGCACAUGUUCCACUCUUUCCCCUACUAUCUACUUCUCAUGUCGACCUACAUCAACAUUCUCAUGGUUUAUGCCUUCAACAACUGGCACGAUGUCUCCUGGGGUACCAAGGGCUCAGACAAGGCUGAGGCACUUCCCUCUGCCCACGUCACCAAGGGCGAGAAGAACGAGGUUGUUGUCGAGGAAGUUGAGAAGGAGCAGGAGGAUAUCGACAGUCAAUUCGAGCAGACUGUCCGCCGAGCUCUUGCUCCCUUCAAGGAGGAGGAAGAGGUUGAGAAGGCCGACGUUGAGGAUGGCUACAAGUCUUUCCGAACAGGACUCGUCGUCAGCUGGUUGUUCGGAAACAUUCUCCUUAUUGUCUGCAUUACCAGCGACAAGUUUGAUAACCUCGGAUGGGGUGAACCUGCCACAGAUCGCAAGGCGCAUUACUUCCAGUUCCUUCUGUACGCUACUGCCGUGCUCUCGCUCGUUCGUUUUGCCGGUUUCUUGUGGUUCCUGGGCAGGACUGGUAUCAUGUGCUGUUUUUCGAGACGAUAA
This is a messenger RNA of Fusarium tjaetaba, 2709 nucleotides long. RefSeq names its product chitin synthase. The record is from RefSeq and is a predicted model, not a curated record. The transcript is spliced from 3 exons. Gene Ontology annotation, cellular component: cell septum; cell periphery. Gene Ontology annotation, molecular function: chitin synthase activity. Lineage: Eukaryota; Fungi; Ascomycota; Sordariomycetes; Hypocreales; Nectriaceae. The coding region runs from base 1 to 2709 and encodes 902 amino acids.